Messenger RNA from Monosiga brevicollis MX1, 683 nucleotides. RefSeq lists its product as uncharacterized. The coding region runs from base 63 to 431 and encodes 122 amino acids. Lineage: Eukaryota; Choanoflagellata; Craspedida; Salpingoecidae. The transcript has 3 exons. The record is from RefSeq and is a predicted model, not a curated record.
UUGCCGCUUUGCCCUCCCCGUCGCGAGCAAUCAGGAUCAAACUAUCACCCAGACCAACAACAAUGGCCAACGUUCCCGAGGUGCAGCAGCUCGAGCAGAGCGUCAACGAUGCCGUGGAGAAGCUCGAAGUUCAGUCUCGCGAAGUCAUGCGCAAGGAGUUUGAGUGCAGCGCUCGCUGUGCCAGCAACACGUCGCUCAAGACGGCUGAUUACCAUCAGUGCCUGACCAGCUGUGGUCAGGGCACUCAGGCCGUCGCCGUGACCAUCCAGAAUGAGCUCAACUCCCUGCAGAACCAAUUUAUCACAUGCAUCAACUCCUGCGCCAACGCGGGCAAUCAGGCUGAAUGCCAGGCCCAGUGCGCCAAGGACAGCAUGACCACCAUUCCGGCAUUUGUGCAGCGCGUGCAGGCCGUCAUCUCAAAAUACAACUAGAAGCUGGCAAGGAGCAUCAGACCUGCCCCCCCCCGCCCAGCCUUUCUCCAGAGCUCACUCAUGAGGAACAAGUUGAUGUCCAAAAGAGCCAUUGCGCUAACGCUCUCGCGUCCAGCCUUUUUUUUUUUUCACCUUCCCUUGGCCCUUCAUGCGGGCCUUGAGCUUCCACCCAGGGUUUCCUGCCUUUGUUCUUUUGGUGCCUCCCAUCCCCAUCCUGUGUCUGUGACCGAAUUGAGCUCCCGAGAAUACCCG